This is a messenger RNA of Erigeron canadensis, 513 nucleotides long. RefSeq lists its product as uncharacterized. Lineage: Eukaryota; Viridiplantae; Streptophyta; Magnoliopsida; Asterales; Asteraceae. The record is from RefSeq and is a predicted model, not a curated record. The coding region runs from base 1 to 513 and encodes 170 amino acids. The transcript is spliced from 2 exons.
AUGGUUGAGGCUGUCGCUUCACAAGAUUUAUGGAUUUGGCAUUCAUUUAUUGGUCUUCUCGGGUCAAACAACGAUAUAAAUUUGUUAAAUCAGUUACCGUUGUGGUCUACGUUUGUUAAAGCGUAUCCACACCAUGUCGAUCCAAAGGAAAAGAAGUUCAAGAGAGCACAAGAAGCGACAAGAAAAGACAUUGAAAGGGUUUUUAGUGUUCUUAAGGGAAAAUGGAAGAUUUUGGAUCACCCGCUUCGUUUUUUCGAUUUAGACAAGAUCGGCAAAGUCGUCGAAGCUUGUAUUAUAUUGCACAACAUGAUCAUAAAGGACGACAGGGGGAGUGAUAUACUGGUUCAUAUAAUGGACCCACCGACACCGAUAGUGUAUGAUCCUAGCGUUUUACCGGAGUUACAUGAUGAAAACGUCCAUCAUCGUUUCCGGUAUGAUCUUACAGAGCAUUCGGGUCUAGAUUUGUCAUACCUCGAUGGCCCGGCUUUUCAUCCACCACCAAUUGAGAUUUAA